Hypoxylon trugodes is the source of this 1806-nucleotide messenger RNA. RefSeq lists its product as uncharacterized. The transcript is spliced from 9 exons. The record is from RefSeq and is a predicted model, not a curated record. NCBI's taxonomy places the organism in Eukaryota, Fungi, Ascomycota, Sordariomycetes, Xylariales, Hypoxylaceae. Bases 1 to 1806 code for a protein of 601 amino acids.
AUGUCAGCUCCAAAUCCGUGGGAUAACUAUACGAUUGGCAAUGCUCCUGUCAACCCCAGGACAGGAAAUACUCGCCCAUGCCACGCGUGUACGAGAAAGGUAUCUUCCAGAGGUAAGAACGGUUAUAGUGGGGGUUCACGAAAUUGCAAAAGACUUGACGAACAUCAUGGAUGUACGCAAUGUCGACGUGACGGUUUAGCCUGUAUCAACGAAGGACAUAUUAUGCCCCCCUAUCCUGAGCCUCCUAGUGCCCGCAAGCACCCACCGAAGUGUGACCAUUGUCUGUUACUUAAUUUUCCAUGCGAGAAAAAAAGGCCGUGUGAUGCAUGUUUUGAAUCGGGUACAGAGUGUACAGGCUCUACAUUUUUAUGCUGGUAUCGCGGUGUUCCUAGUGAUUCGAUGUAUGGAUACUAUCUGGCGCAUGGGUUUGGGCCAACUGGAAUCUGGGACCCGAAUGCCAUACCGGGCUGGGUACAACCCCUAGACUAUCAUCUCCAGUAUAUACAAAGAGAAAUUGAUCUCGCAAACGGAGUACCACAGCCGCCACAAGUAGGAGCCCACCCGCCAAUGUCAGACGCGGCACGAGCGCUCGAGUUAGAAUAUCGACAGGUACUUCAAUUACUAAACACGGCUAUCAACAACAAAGAUGUCGAUGGUAACCUUACAGCCAUUGCGGCGCAACUUUCUGUCGAUCUCAUAAAUAUGAUUCCUUCCAACCAGUCUCAGGUUGCCAGAGAUGUAAUGUUUUUCUUGCAGCAACGAACCGUGGAAUUUUCAAAGAGUAAUAAUCCGUUCCAUGAAGCGGUGCCAAUUAAUUUCCGCGGUAUCAAAGGAAUAAACAUGAACACGCUUCAGUUAUGGAACCCCGGACCCCAACAGUAUAAUUACUUAGGUCCUAUUAGAAAUGUAGUAAACACUCCGAGAAACGGCCCUCCGUCUCCCGGGCCGGCGCGGCCAACAUUCUGGAUACCGUGGAAUAUCGGGGAUAAUGACAUUCCAAUCAUACCAAAUGAUAACCAAUUUCCACCAAAUCAUCCUGAGUUCAUUCAUCCUGAACAUAUCAGGCGCGCUCCAUUCAUGGAACACCCAUGUGAAGAUGGUGAAUCCGAACUGUCAACAAUCCCUCUCAUGGGAGUGACCCCGCUACUUGUCCAGCCAGAGCAAUGCCAGGUACAGAAUUUCCAGGGCGGGAUCUGCGGCAAAGCUUCUCAAACCCGCUGCGAGGACCGCAAUCACGACGGCCCGGGCAUGCCGAUUUGUGCUGAGCACGAACAACAAAGCCGGUCAAAUUUUAUGCAGCAACUCACUGGUAUAGUACCCCUCCUUCGACAGUAUCUAUGCGCAGAAUGUACAUCCGCCGGGGUCCCACUGUGGAAUAAUCUCACCAACCAAGGUUGGAAAGUUUAUUACCAAUUGCCGGCAGGGACCAACAAGCCCCCAGACUUACAAUGUACAUCUAUAAUUACCACGGCUAUGAGCAAGAAAGUAGGAGGCUGGUACCAGACUACCUACCCAAUCACCGGAUGUUCCUGUGGCUAUAAGUUGUUUCAUAGAGUAAUCUGUAGUCCCCAUCGUCUACAGUAUCUCAUCAACAUGCAAGUUGCCGCGACACAAAUGAGAGAAUAUUGCAAGAGUCUUUAUGGGAGGAUGGUGUGCCCUCUUUGCCGCGCCCGCCCCGGAAUCGACAACUAUCAGUUUCAGGGCCAGGCAGGGGGUGAAGAGAAUGCGAUAAAAGGGUAUUGCUGCUUAAAUUGUCAUGGUCUUGUUUUUGAGGGAGAGGGUGGUGAACCUGUCCAAGUGGUCUAA